Messenger RNA from Symbiodinium pilosum, 396 nucleotides. The record is from the annotation of a GenBank genome assembly. NCBI's taxonomy places the organism in Eukaryota, Dinophyceae, Suessiales, Symbiodiniaceae.
AUGUGUGCAUCAAAAGAAAAUCAGAUCCUCCUUGAGAAGCACAGAUUGCCCAAGGGCAAGGAGCAAUUCGAUGGCAUCCUUGACGAGUUGGCAGCAGCUGCCCAAGCCGAGGAUGAGGCCAAAGAGGAUCAGGAGGAACCCGAAGAAGACGGUUGGACCUGGCUGAAGGAGACAUUUGGCUGGGUUCUGGUUGCAGAUGUGUUCAUCCUCAUCGCGCUGUCCUUCUGGCUGAUCCUCGGGCAGGCCCUCAAGUGGCUCUUCAACUACGACCCUCUCAUAGCCACCUUCCUGAUGUACUGGGACCCCUACAUCCAGAGCCUCCUGGGAAUUUUCUUCAGCGCGCGGCUGUUUGCCAGCAUCUUCUCCUGGCUCGCGUCAGGCGUGAAGUCACAAUGA